AUGCGACAUUAUUACUUGCACUUAAAGAUCGGGAUGGGGCUGACGGGCUUCGGCGUGUUUUUCCUCUUCUUCGGAAUGAUUCUUUUCUUUGAUAAAGCGCUCUUGGCCAUUGGAAAUAUCUUGUUUGUGGCAGGUCUCUCAUUUGUUAUCGGACUGGAACGGACGUUCAAGUUCUUCUUCCAGCGGCAUAAAAUGAAAGCCACCGGUUUCUUUCUGGGAGGUGUUUUCGUGGUGCUCAUCGGAUGGCCGAUUGUAGGCGUCGUCCUCGAAGUCUAUGGAUUUUUUCUCCUUUUCCGGUGAGUUGUUUUGUUUUAUCAC
Messenger RNA from Sinocyclocheilus grahami, 318 nucleotides. Its product is annotated as vesicle transport protein GOT1B-like. The coding region runs from base 1 to 300 and encodes 99 amino acids. The record is from RefSeq and is a predicted model, not a curated record. Gene Ontology annotation, biological process: endoplasmic reticulum to Golgi vesicle-mediated transport; retrograde transport, endosome to Golgi. Gene Ontology annotation, cellular component: membrane; endoplasmic reticulum. The transcript has 3 exons. Lineage: Eukaryota; Metazoa; Chordata; Actinopteri; Cypriniformes; Cyprinidae.